CAGGAGGCUCUGUAAUCGCCGCCCAGAAGCAAGGCGGUCGGGCGGCUGGGCGAGGGGCUGCUAUGGUGCUGAGUUCCCCGGCAGAGCCGACCGAGUCGGGGCGGUCGCGGCCAUGAAGGCGGGGGCCACGUCUAUGUGGGCUUCGUGCUGUGGGCUGCUGAAUGAAGUCAUGGGAACCGGAGCUGUCAGGGGCCAGCAGUCAGGAUUGGCAGGAGGUACCGGUCCAUUCAGAUUUACACCAAACCCUGAUUUUUCCACCUACCCACCAGCAGCCACGGAAGGACCUAAUAUAGUUUGCAAAGCCUGUGGACUUUCAUUUUCAGUCUUUAGAAAAAAGCACGUAUGUUGUGACUGCAAGAAAGAUUUUUGCUCCGUUUGUUCGGUCUUAGAAGAAAACCUCCGUAGAUGCUCUACUUGUCACCUGCUGCAAGCGACGGCCUUUCAGCGCCCUCAGUUAAUGCGGCUGAAGGUGAAGGAUCUGCGGCAGUAUCUCAUGCUCAGAAAUGUCCCGACAGACACUUGUCGAGAGAAAGAAGACUUGGUGGAUCUGGUUCUGUGCCAUCACAGACUAGGCUCUGAGGACCACCUGGACACAGGCAGUCUGAACUCUUCACGGUCCCAGACUUCUAGCUUUUUUACACAUUCGUUUUUUUCAAACUCUACAGCCCCCUCUGCUACUGUGUCUUCGUUUCAGGGAGAGCUUAUGGAUAGAGAUGGGACCUCCAGAGCUGGAGCGCUGGCACAGGUACAAAGUGAAAUAGCUUCAGCAAACACAGAAGAGGAUGAUGACGAUGAUGAAGAUGAUGACGACGACGAUGAUGAAGAAACCUUGGAGGAGAGGACUCCUGGGCUUUCUCAGAAGAGAGUGCGAGCCUCGCUGUCUGACCUGUCAAGCCUUGAAGAUGUGGAAGGGAUGAGUGUGCGCCAACUGAAGGAAAUCCUGGCUCGGAACUUCGUCAACUAUUCUGGCUGCUGUGAGAAAUGGGAGCUGGUAGAGAAAGUAAACCGGUUAUACAAAGAGAACGAAGAAAACCAGAAGUCAUAUGGCGAGCGGCUGCAGCUGCAGGAUGAGGACGACGACAGCCUGUGCCGGAUCUGCAUGGACGCUGUCAUCGACUGCGUGCUGCUGGAGUGCGGGCACAUGGUCACCUGUACCAAGUGCGGCAAGCGCAUGAGUGAGUGUCCCAUCUGCCGGCAGUACGUGGUGCGGGCCGUGCACGUGUUCAAGUCCUGAGCCGAGGUUCUCCUCAGCAGCACCGACGCCCCCAGACUCGAUCCAAAACAUUUCAGUGCGCAGAAGGGACUGGAACCUUCCUGUUCAGAGUGAAUCUGUUUUUAAAAAUUAUUUUCACUAUGGACUGGGAACAGAAAGGUGCACCCUAGAUUGUGGAAACGUUGGUCCGUUCUGUGAUCCCAUCCACCCGUGGACACGAGCUUCCCUGCUUCUGCUGGGCUUUUUCACACGUCCCACAAGCACUGACUGUGGGAGCGAGGCUGUUGACGGCAGGGAGCGUAAGCUGCUCUCUUGGAGGACGUCCUGGUCUCUUUCCCUUCCAUCCUAUUUUUAACUGAAACCACUCGGAUGUCUGAAACGUCUGUUCUCUGGAUGAGGUCACUGUCCACAAGUGGCUGGUAUGGAACAUGGUCACCUGACCAGUCCUGUAUUCAAUGCUAAUACCUGAUGAAUGUAGGUUUCCACAUCGUUGCUAUCUCUGCAUUUAAACAUAAUUGGGAAUCAUGGACAUUCUGUAGUCAGCUGCCAGGCCUUAGACCAAACACGGCCAUCUUUGUCCAGGUACAGCUUUUAUAGCAAGGGCUGUGUCUGGCUUCUUCCAUUAGGAGUGUGUGUGCUAAGUUCUCUAUUAACGUUCAAGCGUUUACACUGUUUUGUAUGGUGAAGGUGUAUUUUUAGUGCUACCUGCUAGCUAAUUUCAACUUUAGGAAUAAAAUUAGAUUAAAAUAUGUUUUUGUUU
This is a messenger RNA of Lepus europaeus (European hare), 1973 nucleotides long. It is a transcript of the gene RNF34, whose product is annotated as ring finger protein 34. The transcript is spliced from 6 exons. Gene Ontology annotation, biological process: protein K48-linked ubiquitination; negative regulation of extrinsic apoptotic signaling pathway via death domain receptors; proteasome-mediated ubiquitin-dependent protein catabolic process. The record is from RefSeq and is a predicted model, not a curated record. Gene Ontology annotation, molecular function: ubiquitin protein ligase activity. Gene Ontology annotation, cellular component: plasma membrane; cytoplasm. NCBI's taxonomy places the organism in Eukaryota, Metazoa, Chordata, Mammalia, Lagomorpha, Leporidae. Bases 113 to 1234 code for a protein of 373 amino acids.